Messenger RNA from Carcharodon carcharias (great white shark), 2755 nucleotides. It is a transcript of the gene bri3bp, whose product is annotated as bri3 binding protein. The transcript is spliced from 3 exons. Bases 59 to 766 code for a protein of 235 amino acids. Gene Ontology annotation, cellular component: mitochondrion. The record is from RefSeq and is a predicted model, not a curated record. NCBI's taxonomy places the organism in Eukaryota, Metazoa, Chordata, Chondrichthyes, Lamniformes, Lamnidae.
GGGCCGGCCGCCUUUUCGGGUUGCACCAGGUCCUCGGUCGGGCUGCAGUUGCUGGGCGAUGGCGGCGCGCAGAGCCAUGGCGCUAGCGGCCGCGGUGCUUUUGGCAGGGUUUAUGUCUGUGGACUCGGUGAAAUCCCGCCGACAGACCGGACACGAAAAGCAAAAUAAUUUCUUCAGGCGGGCGGCAAGCAGCGUUUCCCGGAGCCUGGCGGCCGUGUUCGGGGAGGAGAAUGUGCAGGCGGUGCAAAAGUUCUUUUCCAGGAUCACUGAGCAGUUUGUGUUUAGCAUGGAUGUGUUGGUGGACACAGUAUGGAAAAUAUGGACAGACCUGCUGGAUGUUCUUGGAAUUGAUGGAUCAAACUUGAACCAGUAUCUGAACCCGGCGACAGCUGUAAACCACCCAACUCAAGUUCUCCUACUAGUCGUUGCUGUACUUGUAGCUUAUUGGUUUUUGUCAAUGUUUCUGGGGCUUUUAUUUUAUGCAUUACGCUCAAUGUUUGGCUGCUUUUUCUGGAUUGCUAGAGUUGUCUUUUUUGCCCUCGCUUGCCUAUAUAUUCUGCAGAAAUCUGAAGGUGACCCUGAAGGUGCUGUGCUCCCACUUUGUUUUGUAGUUUUGACAUACAUUAUGACUGGUCCAGUUGGUUUUUAUUGGAGGAGGAGCGUUAGUCACGUAGAAGAAAAACUUGAUCAUCUUGAUGGCCAAAUCAGGCUUAUGAACAUUCGCCUCAAUAGGGUAUUGGAAAAACUCGACCAAAACACUGCUUAGUGUUGGAAGGAAUGCUAUUGCUCAUCACCAGCACUGUUUAAUGGAUAGUGAAGCACUUGUUUAACAAGUGCGAGUAACCCAUAUUCAAGGAUUUCUGUCCCUAAGUUUUUCUCGCAAUCAUUUAACCACUUUUUAUUUUUAUACUUCCUACUUUGUAUUCAUCAGUCAUACUAUAAAUGGGAAUAAUUUCUUUGUCUUUUUUAAUUCCCCUUCCUUUGUCUGAAAUGUGCAUGGUCAAGUGUUUAUUAGCACAAACAGAAUCAGUUUCACUACAUACAAACACCAACAAAGGAACAUUUUUUUUAUUCUCCCAAAUUUUAACUUAUUGGAGGAAGGGAGGAAAGAAUAUAUUUGUGCUCAGUAAUUAUGCACUAUUGUGGUUGUCUUGUUAGUACACUGAAUCAGAAGGAUAGUUAUAUUUUUAGCAUUUUAGUAUAGUUUUGUGAAACAAUCAAGGGUAAGUUCUAAAUUAAACUACUACUAUACAACCUUUUCAUCAGUUUCCAUUCUCUCUCUUUCAGUGCUGCUAUGUUAUUGGAUUCUGAAUUGCAUAAGUGAGAAUCUAUUUGAGUUGGUGUUCUAUAUGCAAUGUGCUGUAAUGAAAAAAAGAUUCAUAUCUGUUGUGCACCCCCACUUGGUGUUUUCCCUCAGUUUUGUGGGUGCAUUUCAUGUGAAGACAAGUACAGUAUAGAAAUGUGUAUGUGUAUAUCUUCUGCAAACUGCAGAUUUUUGCCAAUGGAUUUGUAGACCAUGGACUAUUAAUUUGGCAUGUUUGUAAAUGUGAUAAGUAAUUCAUUAUCAGAUUAUUUGUAUAUAGUUUAAUUAUGGCAUAUGAUGUUGAGCCAAAUUAAUAAUAAAAGUCUUGCAAAAAUAAAUGUGAAAACAUGGUCCAAUCUACUAAGUCUCUUAAUCACUGCAAGAUCAUCUGCCCAUCUCCAGUUUCUAAUAGAGCUGAACUAAAGUAAUAGAUGACCUUAAAUCUGUAACGUUUGCUCCCACAAAUUUGUGUUUCUAUGAUUCCUCUUUGAGAGAUGGUCUUUUGAAUUGCACAAGAUAGAUUUUAGCAUGAAAAUAUUAGACCUCUGAAUGGGUUAUACUAUUUACAAGAAUGAUAUUACUAAUGAAUGACGGUAGUUAAGUGAGUCUUGGAACUGAUGGAUCCAAAUCAAUCAAUUUUGUGAUGAAGUCUCUUGGCUCUCUUUGCCCUGAUCAUAUAAGAAAAUGAGAGAGGGAUUUUAAAUGAUAUUGUUGCACCUGUACAAUCAAUUCUAUAUGGAACUAACUCCACUACUAUAAAGUACCAACAGAUUGUGUUCAUUUACUUUGGUUCUAGAUGAUGUGCCUUUUGGGAGUAUAUGAUGCUAUAUGUGAAGAACUUGUUUGGAAAUGAACACUGAAGGGAAAAUAAGCUGAAAAUGUUUGUUCACUCAGACCAUGCUUUUGAUUUCUCUAUCCUAGGAAAAGUGUAGAAUAAUGGGAAUUCUUGAUUAUGACUGAUAUAGAAUAAACAACCUAUUAGAUUAUAUUGUACAUUUAAUAUAAUGUAAAUUGUGCUGAUAAUUGUACUUGAGCUCAUGUUUUGACCAAAUUUACAAUGCAAUUGGUAGAUUGCAAUACUUAUAAAACUUUUUAAGAUUUAAAAGUACUUUGCUUUCUGCUGACUUUAAGAGUAUUUCUGUUCUAUUACAUUAGGAUCACUAGUUUUGAGCAUUUGGUGUUAAUAAGUACAAUUAUUUUUGUGAUACCUUUUUUAAUAUUACAAACUGCACUUAACUUAUUUUGACUGCCUUUUUUGAUAUAAUCUCCAAAUUCACAUCAAGUAAUUUUAUGCAUUUGGUAAUUUUGCUGUUUGUAUAUUUACAUCUUGCUGUUAAGUAUUGUUUGAAUUGAGUUCUCCAGAUCUCCAGAUGUAAGUUUAGUAAGAAAUGAAUAAUAGAAUCUGUUAAGCACAACGUUACUGUGUAUGUUAAUAAAGGUAAAACAAUACAA